Molecule: messenger RNA, 660 nt
Organism: Phanerochaete carnosa HHB-10118-sp
Lineage: Eukaryota; Fungi; Basidiomycota; Agaricomycetes; Polyporales; Phanerochaetaceae
Exons: 1
Coding region: 1-660 (219 amino acids)
Source: RefSeq, a predicted model, not a curated record
AUGUGUGCAUUUGCUGCCGCUGCCGCUGGCUGCGCCCCGUCCGCCCGUGCCAAAGCUGCCCAAGCAUAUCUAUUAUCGAGCCGGGUCCCGCGCGUGGGUAUCACAUGCCGCCUGUCCGAGCAUGUCGAGCCCGGCGUGCCCGAGCAGCCUUCUCAAGGCCCGCCUGUGCUCGACGCGGAGGGAAGAGAAAGAGAUGCCCAAGCGAGCAGCCACCCCGUGCACUCGCGCGAAAACGCUCCCGCACCGAGACACGUUUUGAGAGAUCCGUCGGCGAGCUUUUGGGAUUGCGCUCGAGCACCGCUUGUGGGCUCGACCCGGGACGGUCUCCCCCAAAAUCUGCACAAUCUGCGCAAUCUGCAUCUCGUCGACGCCGGCACGCUGGCUCGCCAAAAGAUCGCGCGCGCGUCGUCUAUUAUCGCGUCGCGUGGUCCGAAACAUUUCAACCAAGCAGCACGGAUGCGAUCUAGAACGCUGGAUGGGCUGCGAGACCCUCGGGCGCGGCCUGCUCGCCGACGGGCGAAAGUAGCAGCAACGAGACACGCCGGCCUGCGAGGACAACGGGAUUACAUACGCAAAAAGAAAGCACAGCCUCGCGAAGUGGGGGAACAGCGGAGGAAAGCCGGAAGAAUCACGCUCGGGCCGACGUCUUCGCUGGGCUAG